AUGGAUCACGGCCAAGCCGUCAGAUCGCCGCUGGACCAACUCGAGGCACAGGUUAAUCUUGUGUUGGAACACACCGGACGUUUGUUUGCGAAUAAUGCCAGAAACCACGGUCAAAUCAACAACCCUCAACGACUGAAGCAAGUCAUUGCGGGUGCAAACAAUUCCUUCCACGAUGCCUUAGAUCAGCUUGAGGGUGAAUUGACUCUGGCACGCGCGGUGAUGCGUCGUGAUCUCGCAGUGUAUCGCUCACAACGAGGAGCCAAACUGAAGCCUGACGCGAAUGUAUCAGUACCACCAGUCGGAGAUGGAAACACCACCACGAUCAGCAUGGACGACGACAUCAUUAUGGGCGAGUCACCAAUUGAGGACUCGAAGCCUUCACCACCCAAGGAAAUAAUUCCACAGCCAGAGGAAGAACAAACAGGGAAACCAAACUCGCCACUUCACCUCGACAUUCCUGGCCAGGAUCACCAAGCACCAGGCCACCCCGGCGACGAAAACACAGGCACCUACAGCAACUUCGACUUCGAGUCCCUCUUCAACGAUCCAAGCAGCGCAGGCGCCGCCUCCCGUGCAAGUCCCAAAGACAUACCCAUACCCUCACCACCAACCCAACCUCAGGUUGAACCUCCAGCUGCGCCUCCGGCCGAAGAACCAAAGCCGGCUCCUCCUACACGAACCAUCACCAUCCCUGACGAACCCAUCAAACCUGCCUCCUAUAACGAACCCGACGAUGGCUUCGACUUUGCAGACCUUACGAACUUCGGCCCAGACACGGAUAUGCAAGAUACCGAUGGCAUUUCCUCUCUCCUCCCCGGUCUGGAAAGCUACGCCAACUCCGGCGGUGGUAAUGGGGGUACAGAUUCAAACCCACAAUCCGUACCUGCAGACUUCAACAUCUUCGACGCAGCUGGUGCAGGAGACUUUGGGAGCGCGCAACCUCAGGACCAAAAGACUGAUGCUAAGCAAGAUGGACAAGACCAGCCUGAUAUGGGCAACAGAGAUGACACUUUUGAUGAUAUCAUGAACUUUACCGAGUUUGACAUGGGUGAUUUCUCGGGAGGUGGUGAGAGUCAGGGCGGAGAAAGCAAGUUUGAUGCCUCCUUCUUUGAUAUUUGA
Messenger RNA from Aureobasidium pullulans EXF-150, 1119 nucleotides. RefSeq lists its product as uncharacterized. Lineage: Eukaryota; Fungi; Ascomycota; Dothideomycetes; Dothideales; Saccotheciaceae. The record is from RefSeq and is a predicted model, not a curated record. Bases 1 to 1119 code for a protein of 372 amino acids. The transcript has 3 exons.